Cyclocybe aegerita is the source of this 882-nucleotide messenger RNA. NCBI's taxonomy places the organism in Eukaryota, Fungi, Basidiomycota, Agaricomycetes, Agaricales, Hemipholiotaceae. The record is from the annotation of a GenBank genome assembly.
AUGUCCUCCUCGGGUGAGGCGCUCUUCAAGCAAGCCAUGGACAGCUUGAAGCGCAACCGUGUUGGCCUCAAGGGAAUCCUCUUCACCCCCAUCUCCCAGUCGGGUCACAUCUCAUGGAACGUGGCCAUGCGUCAGCAGCUCGACAUCUACGCCUCCGUCGUUCUUUGCAAGUCCCUCCCUGGCUUCCCCACCAGACACGCCAACGUCGACUUCGCCAUCAUCCGUGAGAAUACAGAGGGAGAGUACUCUGGUCUUGAGCACCAGUCGUACCCUGGCGUCGUCGAGUCCUUGAAGGUCUCCACGAGGGCCAAGGCUGAGCGCAUCUCGCGAUUCGCUUUCGACUUCGCCUUGAAAAACAACCGCAAGAAGGUUACAUGCGUUCAUAAGGCCAACAUCAUGAAGCUCGGUGAUGGUCUCUUCCUCAACACCUUCCGACGGGUCGCGGAGGAGUACAAGUCCUCAGGCAUCGAGUUCAAUGACAUGAUUGUCGACAACACCUCGAUGCAACUUGUUGCUCGACCAGGUCAAUUCGACGUCAUGGUCAUGCCCAACCUUUACGGUGCCAUCGUAUCGAACAUCGGCGCUGCCCUCGUCGGUGGUCCCGGUAUCGUUCCAGGAUGCAACGUUGGACGUGAAUACGCCCUCUUUGAGCCGGGCUGCCGCCACGUUGCCUCAGACAUCAUGGGCACCAACCGUGCCAACCCAACUGCCAUGAUCCUCAGCGCAACAAUGAUGCUCCGUCAUCUCGGCCUUGAUUCUAUUGCGAACAGCAUUGCCAGCGCCACCUUCGGUGUCAUCAACGAGGGCAAGGUUAGGACUGCUGACAUGGGUGGCUCGUCAACCACCUCGGACUUCACUGCUGCCAUCAUCAAGAAGCUCUAA